Molecule: messenger RNA, 1843 nt
Organism: Perca fluviatilis (European perch)
Lineage: Eukaryota; Metazoa; Chordata; Actinopteri; Perciformes; Percidae
Product: src-like-adapter 2
Exons: 8
Coding region: 602-1372 (256 amino acids)
Molecular function (GO): protein binding
Source: RefSeq, a predicted model, not a curated record
AACCUAAUUUACACAAACUGUCUGUGUGAAAUAACAUUUACGCAAACUGUGUGAAAUAACGUCACUGUUUCAGCCCACCACAUUGCACCACGAGGUGCAUGUGCAUGUAGUGUAAAUGCUGCUUACGUAGACAAACAGUUCAUUCCAUAAACAAGUGAUGCUCUAUGAGCCCCAGUUGAAAACAGUCUGCAUUUGAGAGAUCAACACGAGCUGUUCGGAGUCAGGAUGUCAAGGCCUUGAGCGUCACAGGAAGCUGCAGCAGGGUGACAUACAUAAAGGCCAUGCAGGAUGUCUCGUCUCUUCAGUCAGCCACCACUAGAAACAGCUGUAAAACCAGCCGUCUUCAUGGGAACAGUGCAGAGGAGGGAACACAGUCAUUCUGAUUAAUUAGCAGGCCUGAGUGGAAACCUGAGCUUGCACACAUAAUACAGGCAUCCGUGUGUAUGUGUGUGUGCUGAAGGCAGACAAGCCUUCACUUUUUCUUCAUCAAAAAGAUUUGUAAUUUACCAGUUGAUCUGAGAAAGAUCUGGCUUACUACUUGUGCGGAAUAUCAUUUCGGGACAAACAAUACAGAAAUUGAAGGAGCAAGAAACCAAAGAACAUGGGCACCUGCCCCAUCCGAUGUCAAUCCAACCUGACAAUCCUAGAAAAUCCACCUGAACCUGUAUCACCACCCCUCCAGGAGAGCAUUAUUGUAUCCCUCUGUAACUACCCAUCUUUUGUGGGCACAGAAUUGACCAUGUGCAUUGGGGAACGACUCACCAUCAUAUCAGACGACGGUGAUUAUAUGAUGGUGAGAUCCACAACCACAGGCCGUGAGAGCUACGUUCCCACCAGCUACAUCGCCAAGGUGACACACAGGUGGCUGUUCACAGGCAUCAGCAGGUACAAAGCAGUGGAGCUGCUCAUGGAGCCUAAUAACCCGAGCGGAGCCUUCUUGAUUCGAGAGUCAGAGACAAACAAAGAUUGUUACUCGCUGUCUGUCCUGAAGAGGGCCAACGCUUCAUACUUGGACGGUGUAAAGCACUACCGAAUCCCUUGCCUUGAAAAUGGCUGGGUCUACAUAUCUCCAGGGAUCUCCUUCCCCUCCCUGCAUCACCUGGUGGAACACUAUUCAGAGUCUGCAGAUGGAUUGUGUUGUCGGCUGAUAGAGCCUUGCUUCAUCCAGGGUUUAGACAACGCUAGAGAAGCCAGGCCUUUACCCACAACUGUCAGAAGGCCUACCAUCAACUGGAAGGACAUUAGCAGGUCAGCGAUUUUCAAGAGGAAGAGAACAGAGUCAGACAACUCUCUGGUGAGCGAAGGGCUGAGGGAGGCCAUCACCUCCUACCUCCAAAUGACAGAGGGCAACGAUCACAGCUGGGACACUUGAGGAGAUGUAGUGGAUCAGUCUGACAAAAAGAAGUCAGUCAGAUAGAGGGAAGUCAGAUGCUGGCCUGUCCCAUCUCUAGUUUGGGCAAGCCAUUGGAUGAGGUCAUCUGCAUGCCCAAAUGUAGUCUUUGCACACCGCCCUGGGGUUGCGGAAGGGCUAAGACACUACAAUGUAUGUUGUAACAACAAUAUGCUGUAUGUCAGCAACAAGACUGUUUUUUGUGUGUUUAAAGAGGCACACAAGGUGUGAGUAGACUGUAUAUUCUAUGGGUGUGAGCCUUAAAAUUGCAAGUCUGUGAGACAUUUGUUCUCAAUUGGUUUGAAAAGUUGAAUGUUUCUCUUAAUUUAAUAUGUGCUGUUGAAUGCAAUAUGAAAAUGCUAAUUCUAUUGUAAUAUGAUUGUUGUUUUUAUGGUUAAGAUAUUGGAAUCCAAUAAAAUAUGUUAGCUAUGUGAUAAAUGAGCAACACAAAAA